This is a messenger RNA of Varanus komodoensis (Komodo dragon), 6711 nucleotides long. RefSeq names its product IgGFc-binding protein-like. Gene Ontology annotation, molecular function: protein binding. The transcript is spliced from 11 exons. Bases 1 to 6711 code for a protein of 2236 amino acids. Lineage: Eukaryota; Metazoa; Chordata; Lepidosauria; Squamata; Varanidae. The record is from RefSeq and is a predicted model, not a curated record.
AUGAGGGGCCUCCUGGAGUUGUCCCUCUUGAUCACUUGCCUCUUCUCCAUCCCAGACAACUGUUCGGAGAAGGGGGCAGAAGAGCAGCAGGUGCAAGAAGUUCUGCCUCUGAUGAGCCCUUUUCCCAACACCUGCGGUGGAAUAACCUGUGGAACAGGCUAUGCGUGCAGCAUUAAGCACAACCAGCCACAGUGCAUCCCAGAGCCUCAGAGCUGCAGCGCCUUCCAAUGCCCAGAGGGGACUCUGUGCGAGAUGGUCGAGAGCCUGCCCACAUGCAUGCCAUACACACCGUCUUGUCAUCAUGUCCAGUGUAAAGAAGGGACAGUAUGUGACCUAGCAGAGGGCUUCCCUAAAUGUGUGCCAAUUCCUCGGUCAUGUGCUGACAUUCAUUGCAAAGAAGGUACCACCUGUGCGGUCACUAACAAUUGGCCGCAAUGUAUCCCAGCACCUGCGUCCUGCCAAAACUUCAGAUGCGAUCCAGGAAUGGUGUGCAAACUCGUAAAUGGACAGCCCCAGUGUAUGCCCAGCAAGCCUUCCUGUCACCAAGUCCAGUGCAAAGAUGAGACCAUAUGCGAAAUUGUUCACGGCCAGCCUAAAUGUGUCCCAGCACCAGCAUCGUGUGGGGUCAUACUGUGCAACAAAGGAGCCAUGUGUGAGAUGGUCAAUGGCCGGCCAAAGUGCGUCCCUCUGCCACCAUCUUGCCUGCAGGUUGAAUGCAGGCAAGGGAUGGUGUGUGAUAUUGUCGAAGGCUGGCCAAAAUGUAUCCCAGGACCAACAUGUGAGAAUUUAAAUUGUGAAGCCGGCACCGAAUGCAAGACUGUGAAUGGCUUGCCCAUAUGUGCACCCACCCCACCUUCCUGUAACAACAUUCACUGCAAACCAGGGACUCUCUGUGAGAUCGUCAAUGGCAAGCCCGUGUGCAUACCCAUUCCGCCCUCCUGCAACACCGUCCAUUGCCAAGAAGGAAUGAUCUGCGAGAGCAUCGACAAUGUGCCCAGGUGUGUCCCUUCCAUAACGUCCUGUGACAAAAUCCAGUGCACAGUGGGUACGGUCUGUGAGAUGGUGAAUGAUUGGCCCAUGUGUGUGCCCAUUCCACGCUCCUGCGAGACAAUUGUUUGCAAAAGGGGCACGGUAUGUGACAUUGUCAAUGGCUGGCCAACAUGCGUUCCUGACCUGCCAACGUCUUGUGCAUCUGUUGUUUGCAGAGAAGAUGCCGUGUGUGAAAUGGUCAAUGGGCUACCCACUUGCAUCCCCAUGCCACUUUCCUGUGAAAGAUACACCUGCAGGCCGGAAACCAUUUGUGAAGUCAUGAAUGGAUGGCCUACUUGUGUGCCCAGGCCAUCUUCCUGCCAGCAAAUAGAGUGCACACAAGGGACAGUUUGCAAAAUCAUUGACAGUUGGCCCAAAUGUGUUCCCAUUGCUACCACCUGUGCAAAGAUGCAGUGUAAAGAAGGAACCAUCUGUGAAGCAGCUAAUGGUCAGCCAAAGUGUGUUCCAGUUCCCCGCUCCUGUCAAGAUAUCUAUUGCAGGCUGGGGACGAUUUGCCAAAUUGUUGAAGGCUGGCCCAGAUGCACGCCAAUCGCACCCUCCUGUGACAAAAUCCACUGCAGAGAGAAGAGCACUUGCAAAAUGAUUGACGGGUGGCCUCAGUGUGUGCCCAUUCCACCCUCUUGUGACAAACUAGGUUGCAAAGAUGGAACCACUUGUGAAAUAAUUGAUGACUGGCCCAUGUGUGUUCCCAUCCCAGCUUCCUGCGACAAAAUCCAGUGCAGAGAAGGGACUCUUUGUGAAAUGGUUGAUGGGUGGCCCACCUGUCAUCUUAUCCCAAUCUCCUGUGAAAAAGUCAGCUGCAACGUGGGGACAGUAUGUGAGAUAUAUAAUGGACAACCAAGAUGUAUCCCCAUCUCACCUUCCUGUGACAAUUUCCCAUGCCGUGCUGGGACAGUUUGUCAGAUCAGCAAUGGCUGGCCCCAGUGUGUUUCCAUUCCUGUCCCAGUCCAGCCCUCUUGUGAAAGCUUCAACUGCAGUGUUGGGACCGUGUGUGAGAUAUAUGGUGGACAGCCAACAUGCAUUCCCAUCUCGCCUUCUUGUGACAGAUUCCAGUGCAGUGCUGGGACAGUUUGCCAGAUCAGCAAUGGCUGGCCCCAGUGUGUUUCCAUUCCUGUCCCAGUCCAGCCCUCUUGUGAAAGCUUCAACUGCAGUGUUGGGACCGUGUGUGAGAUAUACGGUGGACAGCCAACAUGCAUUCCCAUCUCGCCUUUUUGUGACAGAUUCCAGUGCAGUGCUGGGACAGUUUGCCAGAUCACUAAUGGUUGGCCCCAGUGUGUUCCCAUCCCAUCUUGUGGAAAUGUCACCUGCAAUGUAGGAACCAUAUGUCAAAUGGUUUCUGGCUGGCCCCAGUGUGUUCCGACCCCAUCCUCCUGUGACCAGUUCAGCUGCAGAGUGGGCACUGUCUGUGAAACUGUGAAUGGCUGGCCCCAGUGCAUUCCUGUAACAAGCUUCUGUGGGAUUACCCAUUGUCGAAGCGGAUAUGAAUGCCAGAUUAUAGAUGGCAGACCCAGAUGUGUAGCCACAGCACAAUUAUGUCGCAGGAUUCAGUGCAGAGAGGGGACUGUCUGCAAGGUUGUAAGUGGUUCUGCCAGGUGUGCCCCCAUCUUGCCCACCCAACCAGUCUGCUGGGCUUCUGGUCAUCCCCACUACCAUACCUUUGAUGGACACAGCUAUGACUUCCAGGGCACCUGUACUUACACAGUGAUCAAGACUUGCAAGCCCAGUUCCACGCUACCAUUCUUCCACAUCUUUACCAAGAGCCAGAAGAGGCUCCCCUUCUCUUUUGUCAACCAGGUCACCAUCACUGUCUACAGCUACAACAUCACAAUGGUCAAGUAUGAAUACGGCCUUGUCAGAAUCAAUCAAGUACGUUCCCGCCUACCUGUAAGUCUGAGCGAAGGGAAGCUCUCCCUUUUCCAUCGUGGAGGCCAAUUGGUCAUUGAAACACAGUUCGGCCUCAAGGUUUACUAUGACUGGAAUUAUUACCUAGUGGUGAAGGUCACUCCAGCCUUCCAGAACCAAAUCUGUGGCCUAUGUGGCAACUACAAUGGGGACCCCAAUGAUGACUUUCUCACAUCCUCAGGAGGUUUGGCCACCACUGCUGUGGGAUUUGGCAAGAGCUGGAAGGUGGAAGAUGGAGGUACUGCCUGUAGUCAUGGCUGCCAUGGCAAAUGCUGGCGCUGUGCUCCAGAGCUGGUGGCCAGAUACUCUGCAGAGACCUUUUGUGGCCUGAUUACAAAGCACAGGGGUGGCCCCUUCUGGCUCUGCCGUUCUGUGAUUGAUCCGAAACCGUAUCUGAAUGACUGUGUGACUGAUUUAUGUACCUUUGAGGGCUACAAGCAGAUCUUGUGCCGAGCAUUGAAGACCUAUGCUGAUGCCUGCCAAAGAGAAGGCGUGGUGAUAUCUGCCUGGAGGAAACAGGCCGGCUGCCCCUUGACUUGCCCAGACUACAGCCAGUAUGUGGCCUGUGGCUCAGCCUGUCCCGCCACCUGCACCAACCCUGAUGCGCCAAAGAAGUGCCACCUGCCCUGCAUGGAGACCUGCCAGUGCAAGCCAGGCUAUGUGCUGGAUGCCGGCAGGUGCAUCCCCAAGAGCCGAUGUGGCUGCAACUUCCACGGUCAGCUCUAUGCACCCAAUGAGCGGUUCUGGGGCGACAACCAAUGUCAUCAGCAAUGCUUGUGCAGGGCACAAGACAGGAAAGUGGUCUGCCACAGCGCCCGUUGCAGUGAGGUGGAGGGGUGCCAUGUGGUCAAUGGCAUGAGGAAGUGCUAUCCCACUGUCUAUGGGACUUGCACUGCCCUGGGCCAGUUACAUUACAUCACCUUUGAUGGGCUGCGCUUUGACUUCUAUGGAACCUGUGUUUAUCGCCUGGCUGAACUCUGCCACAGGUCAGCAAACCUAACUCAGUUCCACGUCCUUGUUCAGCAAGAGAGGCAGGGACUCAAGGUCCCUUCUGCUGCCAAAGCCACUGAGAUCAAGGUCUAUGGGAUGACUGUCACAAUCAGCCGUAGCCAAGUCUUGCUGAAUGGCCUACUGAUCAACUUGCCCUACAACAUUGAAUACGACAAGGUCUCCCUCUACCGCCAGGGCUGGGAUAUUGUCCUCACUACUGAUUUUGGUUUAACAGUCACCUUUGAUGGGAAGAACAAUAUUCGUCUCACGGUGCCAGGCACCUACAGGGGUUACCUGUGUGGCUUGUGUGGUAACUACAACGGGUGGGCAGAUGAUGACAUGCUGCAACAAAAUGGGAUGCCAGCCACUAAUCCAGGAGAGUUUGGCAGAAGCUGGAAGGUGCGAGAUAUUCCAGGUUGUGUUGAGAAGGAGAAGAAGGCCUGCCAUGACCUCGUGACUGUGGAGCGUGUACAGAGCACCAGCAAGGAAUGUGGCAUCCUCCUGGACAAGCAUGGCCCCUUUAAGAUGUGUCACAGAAUGGUGCCACCUCAGUCAUACUUCAAAGACUGUGUCUUUGACUAUUGCUCCAACAGAGGCAACAAGAAUGUCAUCUGUCACAUUCUGUCAUCCUAUGUUGCAGCCUGCCAAACAGCUGGGAUACACAUCUAUGAAUGGAGAUCCACGAAUUUGUGCAUGCCUGACUGCCCAGCAAACAGCCACUAUAAAGUCUGUGCCAGUGAUUGCCCCAUGACGUGCCGCAGCCUCUUUAACCCAGUGCUCUGCACAGCAAAGUGCCGUGAGGGUUGUGAAUGCAAUGAGGGUUUCGUUUUGAGUGGAGACCAGUGUGUCCCCAUCUCCCAGUGUGGCUGUGUCCAUCAAGGCUUCUACUACAAGGCUGGUGAAUCUUUCUAUCUCAAUGGAUUUUGCAAGGAGAGAUGUGUCUGCCAAGUUGGUGGUAUCAUGGAGUGCCACCGUUCCUCCUGUGGCCCUCAUGAGGAGUGUCGUCUGAUCGAUGGUGUCCAGACAUGCCAUGGGGUUGCCUCCAGGAGGAGCGGGACAUGCCACGUGUCUGGCGACCCCCACUACCUCACCUUUGAUGGUUCCAAAUUUGACAUCCAGAGCAAUUGCACCUACAUCCUCGCUAGAAGCUGCACACUCAAGAGCUCUGUUCCUUCCUUCUCGGUCCAUGUGGAGAAUGAGAGGCGGUCCAGGGGCAAGGUCUCUGUAACGAAGGUUGUGUCUGUCAUCGCUUUCCAAAACACCAUCUCCAUCUUGCGGGAAAAGAGAGGCUUCAUCUUGGUAAAUGGUGCAACCACCUACUUACCUUUCCGCCUGGAGAAUGAUGGGAUGUGGGUCUACUACCAUGGUGACAACAUCGUGCUCCGGACAGACUUUGGCUUAUUCAUCUCCUUUGAUCAGCUCUACCAUCUAAUUGUCAAAGUGCCUGACACGUACCAGGGCCAGAUGUGUGGCUUGUGUGGCAAUUACAAUGGCAGGCCCCAUGAUGACUUCUUCCUUCCCACUGGCCACCCUGCCAUGAGCAUCCGAUCCUUUGUGACUGCUUGGAAAGUGGAUGGCCCCACUGCCGCCUGUGCUGAGGACUGUGCUGCUUCCGUGUGUGGGGCUUGCCAGCAGAGCCGGAAGGCCAGCUACGUGCAGAACAGCCAGUGUGGCAUCCUGCAGGCACCAUAUGGCCCAUUCAGUGCGUGUUAUUCCACCAUCAACCCCACAGACUUCUAUAACAACUGCGUGCACGAUCUCUGCAAGGCGAGAGGGAACCCUGUUAUUCUGUGCAGAGCUAUUCGCAGCUACGCCAUUGCUUGCCAAGCUGCUGGGGUCAAGAUCCAGCCCUGGAGGACAGCAACAUUCUGCCCUAUGAAAUGCCCAGCCAACAGUCACUACGAACUCUGCACCAGGGCUUGUCCAAGCAGAUGCAAAGAGGCGACCACCAUCACCAAGUGCCCCAACAAUUGUGCCGAAGGAUGCCAGUGCCGGAAGGGCUACUUCAUGGCUGGGUACCACUGUGCACCCAUCAGCCAAUGCCGAUGCUUCCACAAGGGCAUGUGGUUUAAGGUUGGAACGAAGGUGAUCACAGCCAACUGCAGAGAGCAAUGUGUCUGCCAACGCCUGGGCCGGGUGGUGUGCACGCCACUCCCAUGUGCAGCUGCAGAAUCCUGUGUCUUGAGUAAUGGCAAGUGGAGUUGUGCUCGGCAAGAGGGUCACUGCACCAUUACCCAAGGGCAUAUCUUUACCACCUAUGAUGGGGUCUCUGGAAAGGUUCCAUCUGAUGGCUCCUAUGAGAUCACAGCACUAGUCAACGCCAAGUCUAAAUCUUGGUUCCGAGUGGUGGUGCAGUUGAAGAAGUGUCCCCAGUGUCCUACACCCCUUGUGGUUGCUGUCACUGUCUACUUCCACAAGCUUAUUGUGCUACUGAAACAGGACAGCUCAGUCUCGGUGAAUGGGCAUCCGGUGACUCUCCCAGCCCAACCUUCAAGGGAGGUAUCAGUGAGCCAGGCCCAAGACAUGAUUAUAGUGACCCAAGGAACAGACUUGAAGGUUCUCUACAGCACCAGAGGAGACUUGACAGUGGCUCUCAGCGGGACACUGGCCAACAAAGUAUUCAGAUCUUGUGGGAACUUCAACGGCAAUGGUGCAGAUGACCUGCGGUUGCCCAAUGGCAGGAUAGCUCACACCAUUACAGAGGUCAUCAGCCACUGGAGCGUCACAACAGCGAUGCAAAAUGCUCGUUUUAAAAUCCACUCCUACUGA